CUCAACCAUCUUUUGAAUACAACCCUGAACCAACCCAACCCACAAACCAUACAUCUCUCUCUCUACACCUGUUUUAGAGAGAGAAACCUCUCCCCAAAAUAUGAAAAACAUGAAGCUUACUAUGAACAACACUCAACUUUUAUUAAACCAAAAACAUUAUCAAGUGUACAUUAAGAUUGCUAUAUGUUUAUUAGUAAUAUGGUUUACGUAUCACUUCUAUUCCUCAACUUCAAUUCAGUUUUCCUCCGUCAUUGUUACCAACGGCGACCACAAACUGCCACCGCCACUGCCGCCGGCUAAUCCGACACUAUUUGACCAAUUCCCGGUCAACAAUACCGGAAUUCCCCAAGGUUCGCUGGAGUGUGAUAUUUUUACUGGAGAAUGGGUUAGGGAUAGGGCCGGUCCACGGUACACCAACAACAGCUGCAACACCAUUGAACAUCAUCAAAAUUGUAUGUACAACGGUCGGCCUGAUACCGACUACAUUUACUGGCGUUGGAGUCCUUUCGGUUGCGAGUUACCCACAUUCGACGCGAAGUUGUUUCUUCAAUACAUGAGGAACAAAUCAAUGGCGUUUAUUGGAGAUUCGAUUUCCCGGAAUCACGUGCAGUCGUUGCUUUGCAUUCUCUCACAGGUUGAAGAAGCAAUUGAGGUAUACCAUGAUGAAGAAUACAGAAGCAAAAGAUGGUUCUUUGGAUCUUACAACUUCACACUUUCAGUGAUCUGGUCACCUUUUCUUUUGAAAGCGGAUAUAUUCGAGGAUAACGACGGGCAUUCGUCGGGUGCAAUCGAGCUUCAUCUCGAUGAGCUUGACUCAGUUUGGGUUAACGAGUUCACUAACUUCAACUACAUCAUGAUUUCAGGUGGCAAAUGGUUCUUAAAAACCGCGGUAUACUACGAUAACAACACGUUAAUCGGGUGUCAUAGUUGUAACAAAGAAAAUGUAACAGAAAUCGAGUUCAAUUACGCGUAUCGCAAAGCAAUACGUGCAGUUCUCGAUUUCAUCAUGAAAUCGGACCACAAAGUGUACACGUUUUUCCGGACCACAACACCCGAUCACUUCGAGAACGGGGAAUGGAACACCGGAGGGUAUUGUAACCGAACGGGCCCGUUUAAAAGCGGAGAGGUUAACAUGAGGGAUGUUGAUAAGACAAUGAGAGAUGUUGAGUUGGAAGAGUUUGAGAAUGCUAAAGAGUUAAUGAACGGGUCGGUUUUGAGAUUGUUUGAUACGACCCGUUUGUCGUUGUUGAGGCCCGAUGGUCACCCAGGCCCCUACCGCGCGUUCCAUCCGUUUGACGGGAAAGAUAGGAACGCAAAAGUUCAAAAUGAUUGUUUGCAUUGGUGCUUGCCCGGCCCGAUAGAUUCAUGGAACGAUUUAAUGAUGAAUUUAUUGCUUCAGGGUUGAUGAACAUAAAAACAAUAAUUAGCAUCAAAGAGUUAUUGAAUGGGAAGAAAAGAGAUUGGAUUCAUUUCUUAUUUAAUGUGUCACAUUUUUAUAUUUUAUACAUUAGAUGCAAAUUGGCCCAUAGUAUAAUUAUUUGUAUUGGUAAGGUCAACACAAGUGGUCAUGGACCC
Messenger RNA from Helianthus annuus (common sunflower), 1575 nucleotides. RefSeq names its product protein trichome birefringence-like 26. The record is from RefSeq and is a predicted model, not a curated record. NCBI's taxonomy places the organism in Eukaryota, Viridiplantae, Streptophyta, Magnoliopsida, Asterales, Asteraceae. Gene Ontology annotation, cellular component: Golgi apparatus. The transcript has 3 exons. The coding region runs from base 101 to 1405 and encodes 434 amino acids. Gene Ontology annotation, molecular function: O-acetyltransferase activity.